Schistosoma turkestanicum is the source of this 1198-nucleotide messenger RNA. Lineage: Eukaryota; Metazoa; Platyhelminthes; Trematoda; Strigeidida; Schistosomatidae. The record is from the annotation of a GenBank genome assembly.
AACUCACCAACCGUUGUUCAGUAAGAUCAUUCCAGAUCGUUCCCACUUAAAGCCUAAACACGAGUUCAACUGAGUGCAGCUCUGUCUGCGUAUACGGAUAACCAAGUUCAAGGUCUCCACUGUUUAACCUUUUACCACGUCAAUUUCACUUCGCCGGGUUAAACAAAGUUGUUGUCAAAUUAGGCGUGCUAGACAGAACUCCUUUGCAUAACGAUAAUGAAUCCUCUUUUGUACAGGCCACCACCCAAUCCACAUUUCCCAAUGAUGCCAUAUUUACCUGGCCCUUUACCACAGAGGCGUGAUAUUCAGGAAGAGGAAGAUUUAGCCAGUGUCGCUUUGCAAGUCCAGAAAAAACGAUUUUAUGUCGAUGUUAAGAAGAAUAGGAGAGGGAUAUUCAUGAAAAUCGCUGAGGUCAGUUCCGACGGUCGAAAAGCCAGGAUUCUUCUGACCCUGCAAGCUGCAGUAGAAAUAAAAGACAAACUUAAGGAUCUCAUUGAUGUCCUCGAAGAAAUUAAGUCAAGUGAGGAGACCUCAGGUGCUCAAAACUCAGAGGAAAAUAAAACGACGGAUUUACAGCCCUCAAACAGCCUCAUUAAGUCCCAUAUAGUCAACUAUCCGUAUAGACGUUACUUCCUUGACCUUAAACGCAACAAAAGGGGUCAUUUUCUCCGCUUAACUAUGCUGUCAACCCUGAACAGAAUACAACUCGCUAUUCCUUCACAGGGCAUGUUAGAUUUGUAUAAUGCUAUCAAUGAUAUGCUAGAAAAAUGGUGGGAUGGUUCAGAAGCAAAUGAUACUAAAUCUGUAAAUUUACCGGAGUCAAAGUCCCUAAGGUUUGACAAUCGUACUCUAUACUUUGACUCCUCGUUCAAUCGGUUUGGAACUUACCUUCGUAUUUCAGAAGUCCGGACAGCAUCCAGAACUGCAAUCACAAUUCCCGGCCGUUCACUUUCACGCUUCAGAGAUAUCAUCAAUGGACUAGCAGAAGACUUGUCAAACGUUAAGGUCACCAAAAAUGCUGAAGAUCAACCACCAAGUAACGAAGUUCCCAAUACUCCUGAAAAUUCUGAAACAAGUGAACCCCUUGUAAAUGGCGAAGCUUCGUGAGUUUCGCAAAAGCAAACCUCAUCUCUUGUAUUUGACUUCGAUGCCUUCAAUGAGUAAAUGCACAAUUAUUAUAAAUAUCUUCUCUGGUCCA